This is a messenger RNA of Linum trigynum, 1355 nucleotides long. NCBI's taxonomy places the organism in Eukaryota, Viridiplantae, Streptophyta, Magnoliopsida, Malpighiales, Linaceae. The record is from the annotation of a GenBank genome assembly.
UCAUCAACCCAAAACGAACAUACAGAAGAAGCUUCCAUCCUUCACCCCAGAAAUUUCACUUAGCUCUGCUAUCUCUCUCCAUUAGCUACCAACCACCCCUCUCUGCCUCUGCCUCUGCCUCUGUCAAAAAGCAGAGAGGUCAAGGAAAAAAACUCUGCUUUUCCCCUUAAAUUUUUCUUUUUUAACAAACCAUAUAGAGCGAGCAUGGAAAACAAGAAGCAAGUUGGUGGUAGCUCCUCUUCUUCUUCAAUGGAUCAUCUUUUUGGUCCUAAUGAUUCUUCUUCAUCAUCAUCUUCUUCCAGCUACUUCGGCACCAUCUUCCCCCCACCUUCCACGAUUAUGGGGAGGGACGGCGGUGGUAACAAAUACGCCGGAACUACUUCUCCUUCUGCAGAGAAUUGCAACGCCCGUUAUGGAGGUGGAAAGGAGAAAAACGGCGGUGGUGGACAUGGUGGGACGGUGGAGCCGUCGUGCUACUUGAGCUCAUCAAUCUACUACGGCGGCCAAGAGAAUUACAACUCCUCUUCCUCCCCGCCGGCCCACGGGAACCCCUCCGCCUCCGCCCGUCACAACACUACUACCGACGACCCAAAUGGCAACAACAACGCUAACUCUGCCUCUAGAGGCAACUGGUGGAAAGGUUCGCUUUAUUACUGAUCUAUAACGCCCGGCAACUAAUGAUCUAAUUGAGGUAUGAAGUUUGGACGUUAUUAAGAAAUGUUCUGUAUUCCAAAAGUUUCGUUUUUUUUUUUAAGACAACAGUAUUACUUAUUGAUCUGUACUUGUGCUGAAACUUGGGAUCAUGUGCAUGUGCAGGGAACCCCAAAAGCUAAGAGGAGGAGGACUAGUUUGCAAUUUGCAUGUCUACCUACCGAAAUAAACAAAGAUGGAAUACUAGUGUUGAUCUUUAUAACCAUAACUAUAUGUGUACUAUGGAGUGUGCUAGUGUCAAUAUUGGUAGAAGUUAGCUCGGUAUAGAAGAGAUAGACGAGUAGUCGAUCGGCUGGAUGGAUGAAUUGUAGAUCAUGAUCGAUCAUCAUCAUGCGGCAUGUGAAAUCGAUACGUGCUGUGGUUUGCUGGGUUCUUUUUGUCCCAGCAAAUUAGUUGUUGUGUGAAGUGUCUCUAUCUGAGUGUUUGUUCUUCUUUAGAAUGUUCUGUUAAAAAUGCCUCGUUCACUAACUUUUGCAAAUUGCAAGAGGAGAAAAUGAUAUUGCAUUGCACUAUUGAUUCGAUUUGGGUUGUGAGAGUUGGAUUGUUGGAGCUGUGACAGUGAGCGGAUAGUGGGCCUUAAAUUGUUGGGCUUAGAUUUUUGGUCCGCCACAAAUUAUCCAUCCAAAUAAAGACCCAAUUCCCAU